AGUAAUUUCACUUGCUUGAACUGAAAUUGAAAUUUAAUUUAAAGUAUAAAUAAUUCAGUAUCAUUAUGGAGUUCAAACCAAAGGAUUUUCCAGCUUUAAAAAAUGAUAAUUUACUGCGAGCUGCUCGUGGUGAAGCUGUUGAUAGAAUUCCAGUUUGGGUGAUGCGACAAGCCGGUCGAUAUCUUCCAGAAUUUCAGGAAGUUCGUGCAAAACAUGAUUUUUUCACUGUAUGUCGCACUCCAGAAUUAGCUUGUGAAGUGACAAUGCAGCCACUGCGACGAUUUGACUUGGAUGCUUCGAUUAUCUUCUCAGACAUUCUCGUGAUUCCUCAAGCACUUGGACUGGUAGUAGAAAUGCAGAAAGGUGUCGGUCCAGUAUUCCCCGAACCUUUGAAUGGCCCUGAAGAACUAAAUAGAUUAAAUCCUGAAGGUGCUGUCGAUAGACUUAAAUAUGUUGGUGAUGCAAUCACAAUGAUGAGACAUUUAUUAGAUGGAAAAGUUCCGUUGAUUGGCUUCACUGGAGCUCCUUGGACUUUAAUGGGCUACAUGAUUGAAGGUGGUGGAAGUAAGACAAUGUCAAAAGCAAAGUCAUGGCUUGCAGACCAUCUUGAUAAAUCAAAAUUCUUAUUAUCAUUGCUCACAAAUGUUACCGUCGAUUACCUAGAGAUGCAAGUGAAAGCUGGUGCUCAAAUGUUGCAGGUUUUUGAAUCAAGUGCUGAGCAUUUAUCAAAAAAACAAUUUGUUGAAAUUGCCAUGCCAUAUCUAAAAGAUAUUCGCGUGAAACUUCAUGAGAAGCUUAACAAACAAGGCAUUGAAAUCGUUCCAAUGGUAAUUUUUGCCAAAGGUGCAAUGCAUUCACUUGCCGAGAUGUCAGAUUUGGGCUACGAUGUGAUUGGACUGGAUUGGUCAAUUGAUCCCGAAGAUGCAAGAAAACAAGUUGGGCCAAAUGUGACAAUUCAGGGUAAUCUUGAUCCACAAGACAUGUACAAAAGCCAAGAAGAGCUUAAAGAAUUAACAUCGAAAAUGGUUAAGAAGUUCGGCAAACACCGUUACAUUGCUAAUUUAGGUCAUGGAAUAACUCCAUUAACACCCAUCGAAAGUAUGACCACUUUUGUUAACACUGUUCAUACAGCUUUAGACGACUAAACUUCCAUUAGCGAUAGACAUAAAUGGUUCAUGAAUGUAAAUUGUAAUUUGGUGAAAAUUUCAGAUUAAAGAAUUUUGAUAAGGAUUUUUUUUUAUAUUUUCAUUGCUCA
Molecule: messenger RNA, 1255 nt
Organism: Clunio marinus
Lineage: Eukaryota; Metazoa; Arthropoda; Insecta; Diptera; Chironomidae
Source: the annotation of a GenBank genome assembly